AUGUCAAUCACUUUUGAAAAUCUACCCAGAGACUAUGAGAAACUACCAGUUCCUGUUUAUAUUCUUAAAGGUCGUUCCGCAGGUAGUAAGGGUAACUUGAUCGGGGCAAUUUCUGAUAAAUUUCCACCUCAGUACUACGAAGUUGUUGACGGCUACUUCAAGGCAUAUUUGCAUCUUGGUCCCGGUACAAACAAUAUCACUUUAAAGCAUAUUGAAGGUAGCUUCGAUAAGAGUGGUUACCCUGUACCAAAAGAGGGAGGUAAAACUUAUAGUGAAACUAAGAUCUUACUGACGUAUGACCCGCUGACUCAGCAAGGUCAGUUUCAAAUUCCAAAAAUCCACCUUUGCGUUCUUCUCGGUAGGGACUCUAAAGGUAUCUUUGACUGUCCUAAACAGACCAUGUAUCAGGGGAAUGCAUUAGAUACUGCUGUUAAGAAACUGCGUGUGGCCGGGAGACUCAUGCAGGCGUUCACUCUUGAUGAAAUGGCCAAGAACGGUGUCGGCAAGCGCUGCUUCCAAUUUGUUGAAGAAACUAUUCCUAGCACUGUAAGUCGUCAAGACGAGGCCAGCGGGACUAGCAGGAGCCAAAUUAAAGUGCACGUUAUUAGAUCAAAGUACAGUGUUGCUGAAAUUCAGGACAUGAAUUAUGCUCAGCAGAAUAAGCAUGCCAAAGAGGCUGGUAAGCUAUUUGAAAUAGCCUUGGAAUCUCUUCGUGACUCCGGAGGUGAUUUUGCGGACUCUGCUACUAAUCACACUCCAGCAUUGGCUGCCGUGUUAAUUUUGGAUGCUCAUUGGAGUAAAAAGAAUGGUGUUAUUCUUGGCCAUGCUGCGCUAGGUGGUGGAACAGAGAGAAUUAAACUUGCAAUUUUUGGCUCACAUGGGUUACAUUCUUGGCCUAUGGAUUGGGAGUCAGUUUUCCGGAGCUUCACUGAUUGUUCUCCAUUAUCCAUUGACGAAGUUGCUAAUGACUGCAAUGAAUGCAGUUGUAGAUGGGAAUGCCUCUGUGUUACUCUUGGCGCAUUUAUGCACGAGAUCGGACAUUCACUUGGCUGCCCCCACCAAGAGAAUGGCGUCAUGUUACGUGAUUAUGUGAGAAUGGACCGAAAGUUCCUUUCGAAAGAAAGAUAUUGUAUUCGUACCAAAAGAUCAGAAUGGGGACCUGUGUUUACCAAGGACGAGCCCGGUUGGAAUCGAUUGGAUAUUCUGAGGUUUUUGUACCAUCCUGCCUUUAGUUUGAUUCAGGAUUUUAAGGACAUCUCGUUCAAACCCUUACCCCUAUUGGCGAAUCAAGGUAUGAAGACUCCCGCUAAUACUGAUGUGGGACCUAACUUUAUUGCUCUUGAUGGCGACACUUUGAAUGUCCAAUCAAGCACGGGAAUCUAUCUUGUCGAAUGUCACAUUGGUGAAUGGUCCCGUCUUCACUAUGAGUAUAUUCCUUCUUUCUACAACGGUAUGGGUCCACAGAAAUCUAUUAAACUCAAUUAUAGCAUUAUGGAACAGCAAUUGGCUCCUAAAUGGCGCGGCAAGCCAAUUAAAUUAGAAGUUUUAACGGUAGGCUUCGGACAGAGGUCCAUUGAUAACUUAGGCAGCUACUUGGCAUCACAUUCGCAGGGAAUUCAACUGGCCGAUGGUCGUAUUGGACGGAAAACUGAUUUGUUCGGUAAUAAUGGAGGAUCUCCAGUUCAAGCAAUAUUCCCUCCCCAAAGAAACAUCACAAAAAUUAGAAUCACACAUGGUAUGGCUUUGGAUGGCUUUGAAAUUUACUUUGAUGAUAAAACUUUCGCCAAGUUUGGCAACUCAAAAAGCCAUUACUCUGACUUCCCCUUUGGAGAAGGUGAACAAUUGAUAGGCGUCGCUAUUCAUUCUGGUGCAUGGGUUGAUGGUAUCCAAUUUAUUACAGACAGACAAGCCAGCCCACUCUAUGGAGGAAAUGGAGGUUCCUUGCAUAAAUUCUUCUCUCCUGCCGGAACCAGCAUUUUGGGAUUUUAUGGCUCCAUGGGUAGUUGGUGCAAUCAGAUAGGUAUUAUUUAUGGAUAA
Molecule: messenger RNA, 2037 nt
Organism: Brettanomyces nanus
Lineage: Eukaryota; Fungi; Ascomycota; Pichiomycetes; Pichiales; Pichiaceae
Exons: 1
Coding region: 1-2037 (678 amino acids)
Cellular component (GO): cytoplasm
Source: RefSeq, a predicted model, not a curated record